AUGGUAUGCGAGGGAAAGCGAUCAGCCUCUUGCCCUUGUUUCUUCCUCUUAACGGCCAAGUUCUACUGGAUCCUCACAAUGAUGCAAAGAACUCACAGUCAAGAGUAUGCCCAUUCCAUACGGGUGGAUGGGGACAUCAUCCUGGGGGGUCUCUUCCCUGUCCACGCAAAGGGAGAGAGAGGGGUGCCUUGUGGGGAGUUGAAGAAGGAGAAGGGGAUCCACAGACUUGAAGCCAUGCUGUAUGCAAUCGACCAGAUUAACAAGGACCCCGAUCUCCUCUCCAAUAUCACUCUGGGUGUCCGGAUCCUCGACACGUGCUCCAGGGACACCUAUGCUUUGGAGCAGUCGCUAACAUUCGUGCAGGCGUUAAUAGAGAAGGACGCUUCCGACGUGAAGUGUGCCAAUGGGGAUCCGCCCAUUUUCACCAAGCCCGACAAGAUUUCUGGCGUCAUAGGGGCUGCAGCAAGCUCCGUGUCCAUCAUGGUCGCUAACAUUUUAAGACUUUUUAAGAUACCUCAAAUCAGCUAUGCAUCCACAGCCCCAGAGCUAAGUGAUAACACCAGGUACGACUUCUUCUCUCGAGUGGUGCCGCCUGAUUCCUACCAAGCGCAAGCCAUGGUGGACAUUGUGACGGCUCUGGGAUGGAAUUAUGUGUCAACUCUGGCUUCUGAAGGGAACUAUGGAGAGAGCGGUGUGGAGGCCUUCACCCAGAUCUCCAGGGAGAUUGGUGGUGUUUGCAUUGCUCAGUCACAGAAAAUCCCACGUGAACCAAGGCCUGGGGAGUUUGAAAAAAUCAUCAAACGCCUGCUGGAAACACCUAAUGCUCGAGCAGUGAUCAUGUUUGCCAAUGAGGAUGACAUCAGGAGGAUAUUGGAAGCAGCAAAAAAAUUAAACCAAAGUGGUCAUUUUCUCUGGAUUGGCUCAGAUAGUUGGGGAUCCAAAAUAGCACCUGUCUAUCAGCAGGAGGAGAUUGCAGAAGGGGCAGUGACAAUUUUGCCCAAAAGAGCUUCAAUUGAUGGAUUUGAUCGAUAUUUUAGAAGCCGAACUCUUGCCAAUAACCGAAGAAAUGUGUGGUUUGCAGAAUUUUGGGAGGAGAAUUUUGGAUGCAAGUUAGGAUCCCAUGGAAAAAGGAACAGUCAUAUAAAGAAAUGCACAGGCCUGGAGCGGAUUGCUCGGGAUUCGUCUUACGAGCAGGAAGGAAAGGUCCAAUUUGUAAUUGAUGCUGUAUAUUCUAUGGCAUAUGCCCUGCACAAUAUGCACAAAGAUCUCUGCCCUGGUUACAUUGGCCUUUGCCCACGAAUGAGUACCAUUGAUGGGAAAGAGCUACUUGGUUAUAUUCGGGCUGUAAAUUUUAAUGGCAGUGCGGGGACACCUGUCACAUUCAAUGAAAAUGGAGAUGCUCCUGGACGUUAUGAUAUCUUCCAGUAUCAAAUAACCAACAAAAGUACAGAAUACAAAAUCAUUGGGCACUGGACCAAUCAGCUUCAUCUGAAAGUGGAAGACAUGCAAUGGGCUGACAGAGAACACACUCGCCCGGCAUCUGUCUGCAGCCUUCCAUGUAAGCCUGGGGAGAGGAAGAAGACGGUGAAAGGGGUCCCCUGCUGCUGGCACUGUGAGCGCUGUGAAGGCUACAACUACCAGGUGGACGACCUCUCCUGUGAACUCUGCCCCUUGGACCAGAGACCCAACAUCAACCGCACAGGCUGCCAGCGUAUCCCCAUCAUCAAACUGGAGUGGCAUUCUCCCUGGGCUGUGGUGCCUGUGUUUGUGGCAAUACUGGGCAUCAUCGCCACCACCUUCGUGAUCGUGACCUUUGUCCGCUACAAUGACACACCCAUCGUGAGGGCUUCAGGACGCGAACUUAGUUAUGUGCUCCUAACAGGGAUUUUUCUCUGUUACUCAAUCACCUUUUUAAUGAUUGCGGCACCAGAUACAAUCAUAUGCUCCUUCCGACGGAUCUUCCUAGGACUCGGCAUGUGUUUCAGCUAUGCAGCCCUUCUGACCAAAACGAACCGCAUCCACCGAAUAUUUGAGCAAGGGAAGAAAUCGGUCACUGCACCCAAGUUCAUCAGCCCAGCAUCUCAGCUGGUGAUCACCUUCAGUCUCAUCUCCGUGCAGCUGCUUGGGGUGUUCGUCUGGUUUGUUGUGGAUCCCCCACACAUCAUCAUUGACUAUGGAGAGCAGCGGACUCUAGACCCAGAGAAGGCCAGGGGAGUGCUCAAGUGUGACAUUUCUGAUCUCUCGCUCAUUUGUUCACUUGGAUAUAGUAUCCUCUUGAUGGUCACUUGUACUGUUUAUGCCAUUAAAACAAGAGGUGUUCCAGAGACUUUCAAUGAAGCCAAACCCAUUGGAUUUACCAUGUAUACCACCUGCAUCAUUUGGUUAGCUUUCAUUCCCAUCUUUUUUGGUACAGCCCAGUCAGCAGAAAAGAUGUACAUCCAGACAACAACACUUACUGUCUCCAUGAGUUUAAGUGCUUCGGUGUCUCUGGGGAUGCUCUACAUGCCCAAGGUUUAUAUCAUAAUUUUUCAUCCAGAGCAGAACGUUCAAAAACGUAAGAGGAGCUUCAAGGCUGUGGUGGCAGCUGCCACCAUGCAAAGCAAACUGAUCCAAAAGGGAAAUGACAGACCGAACGGCGAGGUGAAAAGCGAACUCUGUGAGAGUCUUGAAACCAACAGUAAGUCAUCUGUAGACUUUCAGAUGGUCAAGAGCGGGAGCACUUCCUAA
Molecule: messenger RNA, 2727 nt
Organism: Lepus europaeus (European hare)
Lineage: Eukaryota; Metazoa; Chordata; Mammalia; Lagomorpha; Leporidae
Gene: GRM8
Product: glutamate metabotropic receptor 8
Exons: 9
Coding region: 1-2727 (908 amino acids)
Biological process (GO): regulation of synaptic transmission, glutamatergic; G protein-coupled glutamate receptor signaling pathway
Cellular component (GO): membrane
Molecular function (GO): group III metabotropic glutamate receptor activity
Source: RefSeq, a predicted model, not a curated record